AUGCAGAACCACAACUUUGAGAUCAAGCUGGGAAUGAUCAACCUUGUUCAGAACAAGAUGUUCCAUGGAUUGCCAAGUGAAGACCCCAUUGACCACCUUGAUGAGUUUGAUAGGCUUUGCGAUUUGACAAAGAUCAAUGGUGUUUCUGAAGAUGCCAUCAAGCUGAGACUCUUUCCUAUGUCUCUAGCUGACAAAGCUCACCAAUGGGAGAAGAGCUUGCCCCAUGGCACAAUCACCACUUGGGAUGAAUGGAAGAAGGCCUUUCUUGCUAAAUUUUUCUCCACCGGUCGCACAGCCAAGCUUAGGAGCGAGAUAUCGAGUUUCAUCCAGCGAAACAAUGAGACAUUCGCUGAGGCUUGGAAGAGGUUCAAAAGCUACACAAGUCAGUGCCCACAGCAUGGAUUCAACAAUGAAUCACUAAUCUCCACUCUUUAUAGAGGAUGCUUGCCUAGGUAUAGGGAGAUGCUGGACACAGCAAGCAAUGGCAACUUUCUAAACCAAGAUGUAGAUGAUGGUUGGCAGCUUGUUGAGAACAUCGCUAACUCCAAUGGAAGUUAUGGAGAAGAGUAUGAUCGCACCAAUCGGAGCUCGACCCACCACUCGAUCGAGUCAGACAAAAAGUUGAGAAAAGAUGUUAAGGCAUUGAAUGAGAAGUUGGAUAAGCUGAUCAACCCACCAACCGCCCCAGCCUGCACCUUCACAAGAGAAUGA
Messenger RNA from Microthlaspi erraticum, 711 nucleotides. Lineage: Eukaryota; Viridiplantae; Streptophyta; Magnoliopsida; Brassicales; Brassicaceae. The record is from the annotation of a GenBank genome assembly.